UCAGCGCCCCGCCCCUUCCCCUCUGUAGUGUGAUUUGGUGGGAGAAAAAUAGCGCGCUUUCGAUACACUUUUCAAACCGCAUGUUUAGUACAGUGGGGUAAAUAGUUGGGGUAAAUACCUGGAGUGUGUUCAGCACUGAGGUGACUAUGGCCACGGGAGUAGCGGUGAGUGUUUCUCCUUCGGAGCCGGAGCUUGAUCGGAGUGAAGAGGAAGUGAGGGGAACUGAACCCGAGGAGGAGCACUCACAGCACCCCGGGCCUGCCGCGGGGCCUCAACAUCGCCUCGCCAAAUUACCCCUGUCCAGGAUUAAAGCCCUCAUGAAGGCUGACCCUGACGUGAGCCUGGCGAGCCAGGAGUCUGUGUUCAUCAUAGCUAAAGCCACGGAGCUGUUUGUGGAAAUGAUAGCCAAGGAUGCACUUGUUUAUGCACAGCAAGGAAAAAGGAAAACGUUACAGAGGAAAGAUCUAGACAAUGCCAUUGAAGCUGCUGACGAGUUUGCAUUUCUAGAGGGUACCUUGGACUAACUCACAUUUGCCUUGCUGUAACAAGAAAAAAGAUUGAUAUUUUGUUUAUUUUUGUACAGUUUUGGCGGGGAACUUUUUUUUUUUUUUUUUUUCCCCCCCAGGAUUCAUGGGGUUGUUUAUGAUCAUUUUUAGUAUGAAGAUGUACAGCUUAGAAUAUAUUGACAAAUCCCUGUGUGAAAUUUGUCUUUGUCUGUGAAGUGACAAUUUUAUUUGUGAAUACUACUAUGCUCUUGCAAAAUAUUUUAAAGUUGGAAUAAAGACUUUAUUAUUAUUAUUA
Messenger RNA from Hemibagrus wyckioides, 801 nucleotides. RefSeq names its product polymerase (DNA-directed), epsilon 4, accessory subunit (gene pole4). The transcript is spliced from 4 exons. Gene Ontology annotation, cellular component: nucleus; epsilon DNA polymerase complex. The record is from RefSeq and is a predicted model, not a curated record. Lineage: Eukaryota; Metazoa; Chordata; Actinopteri; Siluriformes; Bagridae. Bases 147 to 524 code for a protein of 125 amino acids. Gene Ontology annotation, molecular function: protein heterodimerization activity.